CAAAUUGUUUUUCAUCUAGGUAACGUCGGUAAAAAAAAAAAUAUAUUGUGUGGUCUCAUAUUUUUUAUCUGUUUCCUCGAAUGGUUAGAUUAUUAUUAUUAUUUUUUAACUAAACAUGUUUGGUCAUAUACCUGAAAGUGUAAGUUUAAUGGUUAUUCACGUACUCUUGUCAAUCACAGUAUUCACUCAGGUUGGUUUUAGGGGCUCGGGGGACCGGGGCUUGGGGAUGGGAUCCCCGGAGGCGCCGUCGGGCGGCGGAGACGACGUCCAGCUUCCCCCGCCGGACGAGGGCCCGGUGCUGGUGGACUCGGACAGCGAGGAGGAGGAAGAGGAGGCCCUGGAGGAGAACGGCGGCUACAUCCUGCUCACCCAGAGCGCCGUGGAUCUCCACUCGAGCAUCAUCGAUGACGGCGGAGACAGCAGCAGUGACGGCAGUGGCAGUGAAGAAUAUCUGGAUGCGGAAUGCGAGUUCUUUCCCGAGGUUGAACCGGAACAUGAGAUAUCUCGCAGUGUAACGCAGGACAAUAUGAGCAGCAGUGUUGUUGCAAGCAGUGCAGAAUCUGCAUCAAAUCACUCCAAGACGAGCUUCGACGCGGGGACCGGCGCGGAGCUCCGGGAGCUGUGGUCCGGCGCGGCAACGCGGGCGGACUUCGAGCUGGGCGCGGACAAGAUCCAGGCCGUGCGGGAGGCGAUGUCGCGCGUCGCGCUGCCCCCGUCCUCCGUGCCAGGCUGGGCGGCCGCCGUGCCGGAGGAGCAGUGGCGCCAGCAGAUCAUGGAUCGUGUGCGCGAGCUCCGGGCGGCCAAGUAGCAGCCCCCCCCCCCCCCCCCAUCCUAACCUUUUAUACCUCGUCCGUUGAAGCCCUGGAAAGUCAGGGAAGUUGUUGCAGUUAGUCAGAUAACAUCAGGGUAUUUCACUUUUAAAACCUGGAAAAAGUGUCAUGAAAAUUCCUCGGUGCCCCCCCUUCUCGGGUGUCCCCACCUCCCCCACCCCCCCAAACUUUCCUUUUUUACCUCGUCCGUUGAAGCCCUGGAAAGUGUCAGGGAAGUUGUUGCAGUUGGUCAGAUAACACCAGGGAAUUUCACUUUUUAAAACCCUGGAAAAAAGUCACUGGAAAUUCCCUCGGUGAUGAUAGCAAUCUGAGGGAGAAACGUCACGCUCCGGUUGUGCCUGUCGCCCGGACUCUGUGAACGCAAUUUUUUUUUUUUUUUCCAGAUGGUGUUUUUAGUGCGUGGUCUCGCGCACUGUGAAAUUGCUGAAUGCGAGAUUCUGUUUUGACUACGUGUUACAGCUGUAGGGAUGGUGGAGUUUUGGAUUGUUUUUAAUUAUAUUUCAGAAAAUUGCAGAGUAGGUAAAUAAUUUUUGAGGAUUUGUUAGGGAAAUUAGUAAUUCUUUUCUCACAGAAAGUCAGGUAAAUUUUUUUUUACAGAUUUUUGUGGACACACUGCCACAGAAUGGUCUAAAGGAAUUAAAAUGCUUUUUGUGCAGAGACAGUUGGCGUUGUUGACAUUACAACAUCUCUUAUCAGUAUCAGUUUAUAUAAAGCCAGAUUAUAGAGAGUGGAUGGGGUAAAGCCGAGAUAUAACUGUGACAUAGCAGAAUGAAGGCCAGGGCAGGGCCAAAAUAAAUAUUCUAAUACAAUUUUAGUACAUUUAGAAUUGAAAUAUUUAGUACUUUUUUUUUGUGGUUCAAAAAGUCUUAUCUAUAAAACUGCAGUAAAAAUAACACUUUAGUAAGUUUGGUAAACUAUGACAAGGAAAUAGAAGAAAAUCUGAAAAUUAUUCAGGGUUAAGGGGGCCCAUGACACUACGCCCUCCCACCCUUUCACCCACCUUCUCUGUAUCCGCCAGUGGUCGUAGCAAAACCAUUUGUUUUUUUGUCCCCCCCCCCCCCCCCCAUAAGAAAGAAAAGAAAGAAUCAAGUGUAUGUUACGACGGCCAUGUGGGGAAGAGAAAAUCAUCCGAUCGUUGCCUGGCAGUGAUUAGAUCUGAUCGGCUUCACUUGCUAGCACCCACUCCACUCCAUCUGUAUUUCUCAGGCUCAAUGCUACAGAUGUUUGACAUUCCAUUAAAAUUAAAAUGUGUGCUGUAUCUCAAAGCCAUUUUUGUUUUAAGUCCUCGGUCUCACAUGCCGAGAUGGUUACACCCGCCCCUCGAAGUAACGGCCUAAUUUGUUCCCAGGAAAUCAAGAGCAUUAAUCAAAACAUUACUAAUCAAAUAUUUUUUUUCCCUAUAAGUGUGUAUGUUAAAUCAGAAUUAUUUGUUUUCCAAUCAAUGUAAGUGUGCUUGAGGACAAACAUUUUAAUAAUAGACUACUCCCAUUAAAAUCAAUUUACAGUACAUACUAAUAUAUGUCUUAAAUACAUUUGAAGUGCAACCUGUUAACGUAAUUCCCGACUCAGUUGUGUACUAAAUGUGUGUGUGUGUGUGUGUGUGCAUGCGCAAUGCUUUUCCACCAGCGCAUCCUAGUAGGCGUGAGGUAAACUAGCUCUACUCUCCAGAGAAGCGGCUGAUAUACGGGAUGGUGUAAGGUAAACGUUGGCUGAACACUCCUGCCUUUGUCGAAGAUAAAUAAGCAAUGAAGGAAGCUAAAAACUAUUGAGGAAAGAGCAAAAUAUUUUUUAUUGAUAUGUUACAUUAUUAAUUUGUUGCAUUGUAUACAAUUCUCCACAAGUGCUGUUGCCAUCGUGCAGGAACGGAAAUAAAUAUUCUCUUAAAUGAAAAAAAAAAAAACCUACUCUGAAUCUGUGUCUGCGCUACUUAUAUUCAUGCCGUAAUUUAUGGGCGUGAUUACUUCAAAACUGCUUAAAUCGAACGGCAUCACUUUGAUGGGUGGGUGUAUUUCAUUUUCUUGUCAUUUAUAUUAACUAAAAGAUUUACCUUAAAAGCAUUACAAUUGCUAGUGUGUGCACUCAAUAGCUACUAAAAGUUAUUUGUGGGAUGUGAAAGGCCAAAAGACAACAUAGAGAUUAUCCCUUUCUUGGUUCUUGGGAGAUGUUAGUAGAGACAAGAUUUUAUGGCUAAUUUUGUUUCUGAACAGAUUUCAGUGUUAAUGUUUUUAAUUCCUUAUGAAAUAAUUUUAUUCAUAUCUUUAACGAAUAUGAGAGUAAAAUGUUUCAUGAUAUGUAUUUCACCCAAAAGGUGUCAUUUUAACUGAUACAGAAUCUACAAGAAUCAUACCCAAGACAGAGAACAAAUUGAAACAAUAGAAGUUAUUGUAUUAAUAUUUCUGCGUUUGAAAACUUUACCAACAUCGUACGUAAUGUAAAAUUUAGUUACUAAUAACUAGGAAUGAAAUUUUAUGGUUUAAUUUUUGAAACAAUUUUAUUUCUAAAACAGGAUAUUUCUGUGUUACAGAUAUCUUUCUUUUUAUAUAUUGUCUUUAAUCAUUAAAAAAAAAAACAGUUCAACAAAUAUGAAACAAAAAUAUUUCUUAAUACUUAUUUUAAAAAAAUGGUCUUAAUUUUAUUGACAUGUGAUGCAUUUAUACUUUUAUACAGUAAAUUCAUUAAUAAUGAGAAUGGCUAGAACAGAACUACUCAGAAAAUUAAAAUAAAAAUGCAAUAUUUUGUGUGUUUGAAACAUGUGCCAUAAUGUAAAAAUGUGUUACUAAUGUAAGAAAUGUGAGAUCAAACAAUGUAUUAAUUUUUUUCCCCAAUCAAUUUAGGUCAUAUUCCGCUACAAAAUUCAUGGUAAUUAAAUUACAUUUAAUGAACUUAUCAUGAUAAAAGAUUAAAUUUUUGUAAUUUGUGUUAAAUUUUUCAUUACAUUUCUGUGCUAAAUGGUGUGUUAAACUUGCGUUUCAUGUUGUAUGUUUUAUUGAAGUGCUUUUGCUGUUUGGUUUUAUCGCUAAUCAUAAUCACCAUGUAUACCUACGUCCCUACUGAUAACAGUUGCAAGAUCAAAAGUAAAAUUUAUUUCCCAAUCUGUUUACUACAGACACUUUAGUACAAACUUAAUGCUGAAUUAAUUAUUCAUUGUAUUACAUAUAUUAAAAGAUAAGUUUUUGUGACUUGAGUUAAGUAUUGAUUUAAAAUAUGCUUAUUAAUUUCAUUAUUUAAAUUGAAUUUUUUGUGCUUUUGGAUGGUUUAUUAUCUUGUAUGUCAGUGUUAUAUGUUGUACUGGCAUGCGUUUCGGUGUUAUUCAAGUUUUUAUCCAGUUCACCCUAGGCAGGGCCGCAACUAGGGGGGGGGGGGGGGGGCGCAUGUGGGGCAUAUGCCCGAGGCGCAAAGCUGUGGGGGCGCCGAAAUCGCUUGCAUUGUAAUUCCUACUACAACUGGUAACUGGCAAAAAGUUUUUUUAACUUGCAUGCCAGGAAUGUCUAAUCUGAUUUACAAUACGUCUCAACGUAUUUAAUGAACAAGUCUAGUGAUUAUACGGACUACUUUAUGGACAUAGUGGGUUAAUGCAUGGAAGUUACAGUAGCACAGAAACUGUUACAUGUAGGUAUGGAAAAUGCUUAAAUAGCGCCAUUUUUCCGUGGGAGGGCCCCCGGACCCCCCGCUUUAUUGGUUUGAUAUGUGCAAAAAAAAGAGGGGGGGGGGGGGGGCGCAUGAAUCCAUUCAUGCCCCGGGUGCCAGAGACUCUAGUUGCGGCCCUGACCCUAGGAAUUAGAUAGCAUUAAGGAAAUACCCAUUGAGAACAUUUGAGACAAAAUAAAAUCCAAAAGAAAUAAAUUGACAGGAAAAGUUUUUAAGUAGUAUUAAUGACAAGGAAAUGAAAUAAUCAACAUACUGUGUGGAACAGAGUCUUAAUAACUUAAACAAACCUCAUUUGUGUUGGAGUACUAUUUGUAAACAAAUGAACAUGUCAUCAUUAUUAAUAUUGGGUGAUGUUAGGAAUUGAAUUGGAAAAUCAUACGUCAAUGUUGCAUUAAUUGCCAGAAGAUAAGAAUAUGUUUAUAUCUAUAGUUUUUAGGCUGUGGCACUCACUGAAAUUUUUUUGUGAUUUUUUUUUUUUUACUAUUCUCAUAGCUUGUUUUCUUUUGAGUUUUUUUAUCUAAGUAUGUUCAGAGCUCAACAGUGUAAAUUUUUCUUUUUUUUUUUUAGUAUUAAAUGCUUGUUUUUUUAAAUGUCAGGUUUUACUACAGUGUUGAGUUCAUGUGCAUAUCUUAUGUAAUUUUUAGAAUGUUUCGCUGUCUUCGGAAGUGCAUUGUAAUAGAGAAUAAAUAUUGCAGUUUCUUUUUAAGAA
This is a messenger RNA of Bacillus rossius redtenbacheri, 5187 nucleotides long. RefSeq lists its product as uncharacterized. Lineage: Eukaryota; Metazoa; Arthropoda; Insecta; Phasmatodea; Bacillidae. The record is from RefSeq and is a predicted model, not a curated record. The transcript is spliced from 5 exons. The coding region runs from base 116 to 808 and encodes 230 amino acids.